CCGUUGAAUCUCCUCGACCUCCCGGCGCUCCGAGUCUCCGCUGUCAUUGUGGCCGUUUAGAAACGCACAUGCGGUUGGUCGUUCGCCCGGUAACGGAGUCUACGUUGCGAUGAGUGCUUUCUGCCGCCUGCUCCACCGAGGGCUGCUGAGUCUGCGGCCGUCGUGCCGCGUGUUCCCCGGACAGCAAGACCUGUACGGGGGCCCCCCGAGAGCCCCGGUGGCUCUCGCGGUCCGGACAGCCAGCUCAUCCAGCCCGGUGAACUUGACCUACGAUGUCUUCGAUGGGAAGGGGGAGAGCACUCCCCUGGUGUUUCUUCACGGCCUUUUUGGCAGCAAAUCGAACUUCCACUCAAUCGCGAAGUCCUUGGUGCAGCGCACAGGCCGAAAGGUGCUGACUGUAGAUGCCCGUAACCACGGCAACAGCCCUCACAGUUUGGAGCUGACCUAUGAAGCGAUGACCAACGACUUGACGCACCUCCUCGCCCAGCUGCACAUUGACAAGUGUGUCCUCAUCGGUCACAGCAUGGGAGGGAAAACGGCCAUGACGACCGCCCUGUCGCAGUCUGGUUUAGUGGAGCGGCUGGUGGUCGUGGACAUCAGUCCAGCCCAGACCACCACACGCACCAACUUUCGCUAUUACAUCCAGGCCAUGAAGGCGGUGCAGAUCUCCAGUGACAUCCCACGCUCCACCGCCAGGCGGAUGGCUGAGGAUCAGCUGCGCAGCUUAGUCAAGGAGCGCUCAGUGCGUCAGUUCCUGCUCACUAACCUGGUGGAACAGAAUGGCCACUACGGCUGGAGGGUCAACCUGGAGGUCAUCUCGGCGCACCUUGAAGACAUCAUGAGCUUCCCCAGCUUCGACACGGUCUAUGACGGACCUACAUUGUUUUUGGGGGGAGCCAGUUCUGCUUAUAUCAGCUCUGACGAUUACCCAGAAAUCCAUAGGCUGUUCCCUAACGCCGACAUCCAGUACAUCCCAGAUGCGAGCCACUGGAUCCACGCAGAUAAACCCUUAGACUUCAUCAGCUCCGUCGGCUCCUUCCUCCAGUCCUAGCUGCCUCCUGCCUCCACCUCGGGACCUUUUCAAUGCUCAGCACUCCUGAGCGAGCCCGCACUGAAAAUGACGGUUAGUAUUCUGCAGCCUCAGCAAGAGCAAGUGGAGCCAUGAAUUAUGCUAAUAUUUGCCAACACUGGACCAAAUGUACUCUACAGCAGCCAAUCCUCCUCCUAACAGUAUUAGCGUAGCGCAGCAGAAGAUUUAUUUUGCUUUCUGCUAGACGGGGUAGUCUAACCAGAUUGGCUGCUUCUUAGACGUGUCAUUGAUUUAUUGGUCGGUACGUUGACAAUAUAUAAUUUAAUGGGGCUGUUUUGGAGGCGAUGUACUAAUCCAAAGACGCUCUCAUUUGCAGAGUGCUUUCUUUAUGUUAUGCCAGUAGGAAUCGCAGCGUUAGGCCGAGUGUAAUCUGGGACUGCUGAGGUGGACACGCAGUAAAACGGUUGGAUAAUUCAUUUUUGACGGCACUGGAAUGGAACAAAUAGUGUAUGAGAAGCCGAGUUAAGAAUAUUCUGAGAAAAAGAGAUGUUUCUUUGCCGAGGGAGUUUGGAGGUUUGGCUCUGCAGAGACUUUACGUGUACAGAUGGUUUGUUGUAGAGACUUAUUUUGAUGUUGAUAAUUGUAAUGUAGAUUCGAUAUUUUGGCCAUGGAACUAUUUCUCAAGGUCCUGUGCACCUGCUGGAUGUCAGAGAUGAGGAUGUACAGGUCAAUGACUCGAGGUUAUAUUUGUAUGGCAACAUAAUCUAUGAUCUAUAAACAUAUUCUAUGAAAACCAAUCUGAAACACUUAAAUGCGGUAUUAUCACAAUCUGUUUCCUGAAUAUCUCAGGUUAUAAGUGGAUAUGCUAAUAAUUAAUCGAUUAUACUCUUCUCCUGUCUGUCAAUAAGCCGUGGUAAUGUCGUUAUGUCUUUGUAUUUGUCCACAGUGUUUUGAUUAAACAUGUUUUUCCGAUUUUUUUUAUCUGUAUCUCACUUAUCUUUCCAGCUAAAGGCAAGGCUCUAUGGGUAUCUCACAAGUAGAUGCUGCAAUGUGUCGUUAUCUAGUCUUAAUAGUGUUAUCAUUUUAUUUCCGUUUCCUUCGUUUGGAGCCAGUCCCGUCGUGAAACUGCCAUCUGUAUGAAUAAGCAGGGUGUCGUAAAGGUGUGCCUCUUGUCGAGAGCUCCUUUUUUCCAUUUCUGUAAGUCUUGAUGAGAAAAUUGUUUAAAAAAAAACUACAUUUGUAUUCUUCAAAAAUAACUAGCGGACUUUUUCGAUUGGCAGCUGGGUUGCCAGUUCUGUGUGCGGUCUCUGGAGGAGGAAGCUGAACGGAUGAGGGCGUGUCCCUUCAUGGCGCUCGAUGUUUACAACAAUCGGUGUUUUAUGUUCGUUUGAUGUGAAUACAGAAGUCUGAAAAGGCUUCAAACGAUCGGAUUUGAGUUGAGUAAAAACCCUCAUUAUUUUUUUAUAAAGUUAGUGGAGAAGCAUCAUUUACACCCCCCCCCCCCUCUCCCUCCUCAACUACAGGACAGAUUUGUCUUGUUGCACAUUAUGAAGUGAUGUUGGAGUGCAGGCUGCAGCUUCUGUAGCGUUGCACUGGGGCGAGUAUCUCUCUCUAAGGGGGGGAACGCUCUGUGUCAACAAUAUAGGCAAUUGAAUUUAUUCAAUCAUAUUGAAAAGCUGUUAGACUGUAAUCCUCUGUUCAGGGUUUGAAUAUUGUUCCACUAUGAGCAUGCCUUUUCUCUUAUCAGGUGUAACUUUGCUGUGCUAUCUACGUCUCAGUUUGUUCAACACGUCGUCACAAUGGUGGCACUCAUCCUCGAUAUUACAUUUGAAAUCUGACAAAGAAGCAUAUAGGAGGAGUGGGUUAAUUAUAUAUAAUUGAAAAUGUACAAAAUAUUAUACAAUAAAAUGACAAAUCUGUGACAAAGUU
Messenger RNA from Pseudoliparis swirei, 2959 nucleotides. It is a transcript of the gene abhd11, whose product is annotated as abhydrolase domain containing 11. Bases 110 to 1051 code for a protein of 313 amino acids. NCBI's taxonomy places the organism in Eukaryota, Metazoa, Chordata, Actinopteri, Perciformes, Liparidae. The record is from RefSeq and is a predicted model, not a curated record. Gene Ontology annotation, cellular component: mitochondrion. The transcript has 6 exons.